AUGGUGGUCCUCCAGAUCGACCAAUUCUGCGAGUGCUUGCACCGAAGCUGGGACAACUAUCAAGCGGCGCAGUCCUUUGCUCAUCGCUACGUGCGGGUUAUGACCAAGUUAGUGGCCGUCACUGACCUCUGGCGGUUUGACCUCGCUGGCGAAGAUUGCGAAGAUUGCGAUGGGCAGUGCCCGGAAGAUGCCGCAACCAGAAGUCGAGGAUUCAGGGCCCACAGCAAGUCCUCGUCUGGCAGUGGGCUAUCAGGCCUGUCCCAAUUUUGGAAGAGGAAGGCCAGCCCUGUCCCGGCCAGCUUCUCCCAAGUGAAGCCUGCUCCGAUGCUGCAGUGA
Molecule: messenger RNA, 336 nt
Organism: Symbiodinium natans
Lineage: Eukaryota; Dinophyceae; Suessiales; Symbiodiniaceae
Source: the annotation of a GenBank genome assembly